AAUUCCGUCUGUGUUUUGAGUUUAUGCAUGUGUGUCUGCGUGUGUGUUCUUCCCCACACGAGUUUACUGCAAUUCCGAAUUCUCACAACCACCGGCAGAAUGGCAGCUGCACCCCCGAACCAAGACGACUCUAGCCGGGGUAGUAGCGGUAGCAGCACGCCCAGCGUCCUUGUCGGGGACGGGGACACGGAAGAGGCCGAGGAUUUCACCUCCUCUUCCCACUGCACAGAGCUGUCUCGGCGGCAGAACGAACAGAGGAAGCAGGGAUUGUUCUGCGACGUGACGCUGGCCUUCAGCAGUGGGGCGGCAACCGGGAAUGUUCAGAGCUGUGAGUUUUCCGCUCACCGUUCUGUACUGUCAGCGGCUACGGACUAUUUCACGCCGUUGCUGGGAGGGCAGUUCUCCGAGUCGCUAUCGGGUCGGGUUGAGUUGAAGGAAUGGAGCGCUGAAUUGGGACCAGACCCGGAGACGGUGGAGAGUGUCAUUCAGUACAUGUACAUCGGAGAAAUACGUGUGAGCACCUGCAAUGUGCAUGAAGUGUUAGAGCUUGCUGACAGGUUCCUGCUGCUACAUCUGAAGGAGUUCUGUGGGGAGUUCUUGAAGAAGAAGCUGAGCCUGGCCAACUGUGUGGCGGUGCACAGCCUGGCCCACAUGUACACCCUGGACCAGCUGGCUCUGCGGGCCGCAGACAUGAUCCGACGCAAUUUCCACAAGGUCAUCCAGGAUGAGGAGUUCUACACUCUGCCCUUCCACCUGGUGAGGGACUGGCUGUCUGACGCAGAGAUCACCGUGGACGAGGAGGAGGUGCUGUUUGAGGCUGUGGUGAAGUGGGUCCAGAGGAACACAGAGCAGCGGGGGAGGUACUUUGAGGAGUUGUUCCGUCUCCUCCGGCUACCCCAGAUUAAGCCCACCUGUCUGACGCGCGUGGUGAAGAACGAGGCACUGGUGGCGGCCAACCAGGCCUGUCUCCGCCUGGUGUCCGAUGCCGUGGAGGGCCACGCCAUCCGCUGUGAGAACCUCAAGUCAGCUGACCUGGAGUUCUGGUCGUCCUACAUGGCCUCCUUCCAGCCGCGCUUCGGCCAGAACAUGGACGUGAUCAUGGUGGUGGGCGGGGUGUCGGAGGGGGGUGACUACCUGAGUGAAUGUGUGGGUUACUUCAUCUACGAGGACCGCUGGGUUAACCUGCCCCACAUCCACAACCACCUGGAUGGCCACGCCAUCGCCACCACAGAGUCCCACAUCUACGUAGCGGGAUCCAUGGAACCGGGCUUCGCCAAGACCGUGGAGCGCUAUAACCCCAACCGCAACACCUGGGAACAGGUGAGCAACCUGACCACACGUAAACACUCCUUUGGUCUCACCUGUAUCAAAGACAUCCUGUAUAGCAUCGGUGGCCACGGCAACUUCAGCCCCGGCUUCAAGGACGUGAGCGUGUACGAACCUGAGCCGGACAAGUGGCACAACCUGGAGUCGGCGCCCAAGAUCCUGCGGGACGUGAAGGCGGUGAGCGUGGAGGACCGCUACGUAUACGUGAUGGCGCGCACGCCGGUGGACACGGACAACGAGGACGGGCUGAAGACGGUCACCACGCGUUACGACACAGAGAGCCGCCAGUGGCAGGACGUGGACUCCCUGCCGCUCAUAGACAACUACUGUGUGUUCCAGAUGGCCGUAGCCUCCACCAACUUCUACCACACAGCCUCCUGCUGCCCUAAGAGCUACACGGUGCGGGACGAGGCCGCCAAGCAGAAGAUCAGCGCCCACAUAUCAGAUGAGAUCCUGGAGAGCUUGCCGCCCGAGGUCACCAGCGUCGAGGGCGCCGCCAUCUGCCACUUCGACGAGGACGUCUUUGUGAUCGGCGGCUGGAAGAACAGCGACGACGUGGACAAGCAGUACCGCAAAGAGGCCUACCGCUACUCUGCCGAAAGGAAGCGCUGGAUGUUGCUGCCGCCCAUGCCCCAGCCACGCUGCCGCGCCACCGCCUGCCACGUACGCAUCCCCUACCGCUUCCUGUACGGCUGCCAGCGCUACCCCAUGCCCCAGAACCUGGCCCGCCAGCGGGACCGCAUGCAGCAGAUGCAGCAGCUACACCGGCGCACCCUCACCUUGCGCAGGCAGCUGCAGUCUCAGAUCGAGUGCUGAGCUAUCGCAACCCCUGUCUGUCCAUCACAUCCACCCCAGAGGAGGAGCAGCCCAAUCCAGCUCCAAACCCCAAACAUCCCCUGGCAGCCAUCGUCAUCAACCCCCACCCAUAUCCUGCUGGAGCAGUGGCCUCCUAUGUUGCUCUCAUGUUGGUUCUUUUCCAAGAGAACUCUGUGCCAGAUCAUCAGGUUGAGACUAUGGUGUUGGUUGAGACUAUGGUGUUGGUUGAGACUAUGGUGUUGGUUGAGACUAUGGUGUUGGUAGUGACUGUGGUGUUCAAGGCUGGGAGAUGUGGGAGUGAUGUGACUCUGUGCUGGCCAGGUGUUUGUCUAUGUGGGGAGGACAGGCUGAAUGUUACAAAUGUGAAUAGAGUGUUGUACAGUGACCAACAUCGGACUACACUACGUAUGUACGUCAGGCACAGGUGAUGUUUGUCUUUUUAUACAUACAUAUAGUAUAUAGUUGUAUAUGUAUACUUUUAUUAUAUAUAAAUAUUUUCUGUCCCCCUUUUAUGCUUAUAUGAUGUAGACAAUGUGACCCUUCAGUACGGCAGAAUCUACAUUCCUCCAAUCCAGUGUGCUUAGUGAAGUCAGUGGCUCUCUAUGACAUUCCAUCAGGACACUGACAGUCUCUCCAUGCAAAUAUCACACACAUACAUACAUACACACACUCUGUCCAGCUGUAGGGUCGGGACAAUACCAGUAUUGCGAUACUCGUUAGUGUCGUGGCAAGUGAACGUAACACGAAGCAGAUCUAACUUUGUUAGGAAAACAAACAUUUCAUGUCAUCCAGAGUCACAUUUAUUUUUCCAAGCUGUAGCACACAAUAUGUUACAUACAGCAGGUUAUUCAAGGACCUACGGGUUCGGUCUGUUUCGUGUUUUCAUUUUUGCCAUGGAAAAAGUAUUGCCAUACUGCUGUCAUCCUGGUCCAGCCAGUCAGUCGGAACAAACCCUUACCAAUAUGCCUGAUGGCUUUUCUGUGCUUUAUGUUAGCUUCUUCUGAAUGGCUCUGCUUGUUGUUGUUAUAGCUUUGAUACAGUAGCUCAACAUGAAUGGAGGAGAAUAGUCUUAUAUUUAUUAUCAGAUCUACGGUCCAAUCAAGAGUGGACAACUUAAUUAGUGAUUUACCAUCACUAUCUAUGUGGGCUGUGGUUUUCCCCUUUCCUUAAUGGAGCGCAGUUAAUUAGACUUCUCUCCUCCCCUGGUUGCUCCUAAUGUUUUCUUUGUCUUAUUACUGACGAUCGAUAGUGCGUUUCUUUGAGCAGUCAGUGCAGCGAGGGGGAGUCAAGAGAGAACUCUCCCAUGUGUCAUCAGUUAGAAAGAUAAGAAGUUGGAAAGGAGAAUGGAGAUGGUGGGAGUCUGAGACAGAUGGAGAGAGUUUAUUCAUCUCUUAAUUAGACUCGUGUGCACCCAUCCGUCUGCAAGAGUGAUGGUCAUCAUUCUGUUCAUGUCUGAGUCUUGUGGGAAAUUCUCCUUGUCAGUGUUUUCUGACAGGUAUCUUAAUGAAAGUCUUUUUAAUAACUUCUUUUUUUUUUUUUUUUUUACCCAAUUGGUAGUUACAGUCUUGUCUCAUCUCUGCAACUCCCGUACAGACUCGGGAGAGGCGAAGGUCGAGAGCCGUGCGUCCUCCGAAACACAACACAAUGACCACUUAACCCGGAAGCCAGCCGCACCAAUGUGUCAGAGGAAACACUGUACACCUGGCGACCAUGUCAGCAUGCACUGCCCCUGUCCCGCCACAGGAGUCACUAGUGCGCGAUGAGACAAGGACAUCCCUGACGGCCAAAUCCUCACCUAGCACUACGAUGCAGUGUCUUAGACCGCUGCGCCACUCGGAAGUCCCCUUAAUGAAACAGUCUUAACUUGGUAGCAUUCCAUUGAUCAUUUGAAAUUCCAUCAACCAUUCCGUUUAAUUAUUCUUCAGUCUUCUGCUCGUCACAUUCCUGUUGGUAGGAACAUUGUGUAGAAGGACCUAGGUGGGAGUUUAUGAAUGUUUCUCUUCUUAUUUUGUCUGCAUUGGUUUUAUUGAGUUUAAUUGCUGGAGGGUGUAGUUCCAAUGGGGAACUUGAUAACGUGUGUGUCUGCGUACGGUAAAGAAUGCUUGGCAAAGCUGGUGAAAAGCAUGCUUAGUAGUGCACUUGUCUACCCCUUAAUCCGUUUGUAAUAUUUAAGUCCGAGUGGGUUUACCUGUUAUAUUUGUCUUCAGAUAUGGCCGAUUUGCAUUUUUUUCCUUUUAAUUUAUCAUUUAAUCCAACACCAGCCGAUAAUCUAUUCAGUUCCCAUGUCAGAAAAUAUGUACACUACAGUGACUUGCAUAGUAAUCCAAAAUGAAUGUGAUGUGAAGUGUGAGGGAGCCCUGUUGCUGUACCUCAGGCUUAUUCAGGGGUUCAUCUGAGAGACCCUGCCACAUUGUUGUGUACUUCGGGGGUAUACUUCGGGGGUAUUCCGGGCAGAGCAAAAUUCAGUUGGUGGUACGGUAACCAAAAAAGGUUGUGAACCACUGGUAUAGACUAGAGGGUAUCCUUAUGUUACUGAGCAGAAUGACCAUAUCAAGGUGUAUGUGUUGCCAUUGAGUUCAAGAGUUCAUUGAUUGUUAUAAGCACUAUCCCUGAAGCUAAUUUAUAACGUAAAGCACUAUAAUUGAGAAUGCAAUGAAAGUGUAUUUCCUUAGUUUUGUUUGUUCCUCUUGCAUAGCAUUUGAAAUAAUAUUAUUGACAUAAGUAGACAAUAUAUAUUUUGCUUUGCAUGUGGCAGUCUGGCAUUGUGUCAAUAUAUUGGAUGUAAAAAAAAAUAUGCUGAUGUCAUCACUUGCAAUUAAAAUGUCCUUUUUUUUUAUACAA
This is a messenger RNA of Salvelinus fontinalis (brook trout), 4983 nucleotides long. RefSeq names its product kelch-like protein 11. The transcript has 2 exons. The record is from RefSeq and is a predicted model, not a curated record. Gene Ontology annotation, molecular function: protein binding. NCBI's taxonomy places the organism in Eukaryota, Metazoa, Chordata, Actinopteri, Salmoniformes, Salmonidae. The coding region runs from base 28 to 2142 and encodes 704 amino acids.